AUCUCUGUUUUUCUUUAGGCUAGACAUAAAGUAAGAUGAGUGAAUAUCAACAUGUGAGAACGGGAAAAUUGCUUUUAAAAGGUGAAAAGGGAAAAAAACACAAAGAAAAGAAGAACAAAAAACACAAGAAGAAGAAAGAGGAUCCAGGGGAGAUUGAAAAAAGAGAACAAGAAAGACGUGAUGUUGAACUACACAGUGGAUGGUGGCAAAUAAAAACUGUAGAAAAAGUCAAAGGGAAUGUUUCGAUAGAAUUCGGAAAAGGAGCAUAUGUUUCAGCAAUGGACAAUGGUAUGUUCACAUUGGGCCCUCCUCAUGCUGAUGGAGAAGGGCCAUCACCCACAGAGCAGCUAACAGGCAUUCCUUUGUCUGACACAAAAGUUGCUUUUAAAACUGGUUUUGAUAAAUAUCUUGGAGUUGAAAAGAAUGGUAAAGUAGUUGGAAUAAGUGAUGCCAUUGGACCCAAGGAACAAUGGGAACCCAUCUAUCAAGAAGGAAAAGUUGCACUUCUAUCAUCAGGAAAUAAUUGUUUCAUGUCGUAUGACGAGGAAGGUGAUAUUGUUGCUUCCAGUAGGACAGCUGGUAAGGAAGAGAUUUUGCAAAUUCGUUCAAAUGCAGAACGGAUAGAUAAAGUGGACGAUACACCAGUAGAAGAAAAGGUUGACAGCUUGAAGGACUGUGAAGUUAAUUAUGUUAAAAAGUUUCAGAGCUUUCAAGAUAGAAGGCUCAGAAUUAAUGAAGAUGAUAGUUCUAAAUUGGACCAAGCUAAAUCUUCAGGAAAACUUCAUGAAGCACUACUUGACAGAAGAUCUAAGAUGAAGGCAGAUCGCUACUGCAAAGUGUGAAAUUUGGCAACAUGCGGCAUAUGCUGUAAGUCGAAUGAGGAAGAAUGUGUAUAGCUUGGAAAAAGGGGGGUCUGUUACGAUCGAGGAAACGGUUUUCAUUGCUGACGUGGCACAAAAUAGAUAUGAAUUUUAAGUAAGCAUACUUUGAUGGUCAUGAGUUAAUGAAGACUUGCUUCAGAUCAUUCACAGAGCCACUAUACAGUAUAUAUAAACGACACAUGACACAGUGUUACUGAUAUUUUAUAGAGUCUAAAAUGUAUUGUUUUCAAAUGUUGCGUUUUGUGAAUAGAAUGGUUACGCAGUACAUGCUGAGAAAUUUUUGAUGCUGGCAUGAAGCGUAACUAAGGCUUUAUUGAAACAGCUUCAUAUUCAUAGGCUUUGUGGUUCUGACUAUUGCAAGUUAACAAUGACAGUGUGUUUCUCUACCUGAUAAGAAUAUUUGUACGCCAACAAUAUACAUGGCAUUUUGAUGCUGGUCUUUCAGAGUGCUGUCAAUGGUUGUGAUCCAGACUAUAGACACAUUUACUGGCAUUUUUUUCUUUUAUUUUAUUCAAAAAAGUUCUUUAUAAUUAAAAACGGAGAAUAGCA
This is a messenger RNA of Styela clava, 1430 nucleotides long. RefSeq names its product protein FRG1-like. NCBI's taxonomy places the organism in Eukaryota, Metazoa, Chordata, Ascidiacea, Stolidobranchia, Styelidae. The record is from RefSeq and is a predicted model, not a curated record. Gene Ontology annotation, cellular component: catalytic step 2 spliceosome; nucleolus; striated muscle dense body. Gene Ontology annotation, molecular function: actin filament binding.